Molecule: messenger RNA, 688 nt
Organism: Olea europaea var. sylvestris
Lineage: Eukaryota; Viridiplantae; Streptophyta; Magnoliopsida; Lamiales; Oleaceae
Product: ubiquitin-related modifier 1 homolog 2-like
Exons: 5
Coding region: 188-487 (99 amino acids)
Biological process (GO): protein urmylation; tRNA thio-modification
Cellular component (GO): cytoplasm; nucleus
Molecular function (GO): protein tag activity
Source: RefSeq, a predicted model, not a curated record
UUUUGAGUGGGGGAGAGUUUUUGUAAUUGUCACAAACCUUGUGCUAUUUUUCGAAUGUUUGCGCCUUUUUUGGAGUAAACGCUAAACUCCAAUCUCCUGGCUUCUCUGGGCUUUUCAACUUUCAUCUAACACAUCGGUCUCUGCUCUCCUAGUGGUUUUUAGAUUUCCUAUUUAAAUCUGAUCAACUAUGCAGCUGACUCUUGAGUUCGGUGGAGGACUGGAGCUUCUAUGUGAUUCUGUAAAGAUCCAUAAGGUCGAUGUUGACCCACAGACUGAGGAAGAGAAGGUAACAAUGAAACAAUUGCUCCCUUGGAUUCGCACCAAUUUGAUCAAGGAGAGGCCUGAAAUGUUUAUGAAAGGCGAUUCCGUAAGGCCAGGAGUUCUGGUCCUUGUAAAUGAUUGUGAUUGGGAACUAAGCGGACAGCUUGACACAGUGCUGGAAGAGAAGGAUGUCAUCGUUUUCAUUUCGACGUUGCAUGGCGGAUAGUUUCUAUAUUAUCUCUAUAAUUUCAAUGAUCAUAAAAUGUUCAAGAACAGUGCUGAUGCUCGGCAUAUCAUAGAUUGUUAUCAAGAGCCAAAUUUUGAUGCUUGCUAUUUAUUAUUAUUAUUUUUUAAAUUGAGGAAUUAUAUUUGCAAGUUUUUAGUGAGUUUAAUAUUCUUGUCAUAAUUUGAGAUUUUCAUUUUAUUA